Messenger RNA from Lepus europaeus (European hare), 3207 nucleotides. It is a transcript of the gene TERT, whose product is annotated as telomerase reverse transcriptase. The coding region runs from base 1 to 3207 and encodes 1068 amino acids. Gene Ontology annotation, cellular component: telomerase catalytic core complex. The record is from RefSeq and is a predicted model, not a curated record. Gene Ontology annotation, biological process: telomere maintenance via telomerase. Gene Ontology annotation, molecular function: telomerase RNA binding; telomeric repeat DNA binding. Lineage: Eukaryota; Metazoa; Chordata; Mammalia; Lagomorpha; Leporidae. The transcript has 16 exons.
AUGCCGCGCGCGCCCCGGUGCCGAGCCGUGCGCGCGCUCCUGCGCAGUCGCUACCGCGAGGUGCUGCCGCUGUCCACGUUCGUGCGGCGCCUGGGUCCCGAGGGCCGACGGCUCGUGCGGCGCCGGGACCCGGCGGCCUUCCGCGCCCUGGUGGCCCAGUGCCUGGUGUGCGUGCCCUGGGACGCGCAGCCGCCCCCCGCCGCCCUCUCCUUCCGCCAGGUGUCCUCGCUGAAGGAGCUGGUGGCCAGGGUCGUGCAGAGGCUCUGCGAGCGCGGCGCGAGGAACGUGCUGGCCUUCGGCUUCGCGCUGCUGGACGGCGCCCGCGGCGGCCCGCCCUGGGCCUUCACCACCUGCGUGCGCAGCUACCUGCCCAACACGGUGACCGAGACGCUGCGCGGCAGCGGCGCGUGGGGGCUGCUGCUGCGCCGCGUGGGCGACGACGUGCUCCUGCACCUGCUGGUGCGCUGCGCGCUCUACCUGCUGGUGGCCCCGAGCUGCGCCUACCAGGUGUGCGGGCCGCCGCUGUACGAGCUCGGCGCCGUCGCCGAGGCCCGGCCCCCAGCACCGCGCGCGCGUGGGGCCCAGACGGGCCCCGCGGCCACGCGAUGGGUUCGGAACAGUAGCGGUGGCGAGGCCGGGGCGCCCCUGGGCUCGCCCGCCUGCGCUUCGGGGCGCGGGCCUGCCGCGGCCUGCGCGGUGACACCUGCCAAGUGUUCGGAGACCACGCGCUCCAGGGCCUCCGCGGGAGUGGACCGCAAGCGGGAGCCCGGCCGCUCCGCCGCCCGGCGGUCACCGCGUCCGCAGGCCCAGGUGUACGUGGAGACCAAGCGCUUCCUCUACUGCGCGGGCGACGGCGAGCGGCUGAGCGCGGCCUUCCCACUCAGCUCCCUGCGGCCCAGCCUGGCGGGCGCGCGGAGGCUGCUGGAGGCCAUCUUCCUGGGCUGGACGCCGAGGCCCGGGAGGAGCCGCAGGCCGCGCCGGCUGCCCCCACGCUACUGGGGGAUGCGGCCCCUGUUCCGGAAGCUGCUGGCGAACCACGCGCGGUGCCCCUACGGCGCGCUCCUCCGGACGCACUGCCCGCUGCGGGGGCCGGCCUCGCAGGUGCGCUCCGCGCAGCCGGCCGCCGACCCCCGGGAGGACGCGGGCUCCCGGCGCCUGGUGCGGCUCCUGCGGCAGCACAGCAGCCCCUGGCAGGUGCACGCGUUCCUGCGGGCCUGCCUGCGCCGCCUGGUGCCCCCCGGCCUCUGGGGCUCCAGGCACAACGAGCGCCGCUUCCAGAGCAACACCAAGAAGUUCAUCUCGCUGGGGAAGCACGCCAAGCUCUCGCUGCGGGAGCUGACCUGGAAGGUGAGGGUGCGGGACUGCACCUGGCUGAGCGCGAGCCCAGGGCGUGGCCACGUCCCGGCCGCAGAGCACCGACUCAGGGAGGGGAUCCUGGCCAGGUUCCUGUUCUGGCUGCUGGACGCCUGCGUGGUGGGGCUGCUCAGGUCCUUCUUCUACGUCACGGAGACCACGUUCCAGAAGAACCGGCUCCUCUUCUACCGCAAGAGCGUCUGGAGCAGGCUGCAAAGCGUGGGCAUCAGGCAGCACCUGGAGCGGGUGCAGCUGCGGGAGCUGUCGGGCGCGGAGGCCCAGCAGCGGGCCAGGUCGGCCCUGCCCACGGCCAGGCUGCGCUUCAUCCCCAAGCCCAGCGGGCUGCGGCCCAUCGUGAACGCGGACUCCGUGGUGGCAGCCAGAGCGUUCCGCAGGGAGAAGGCCCAUCCCUGGACCUCGCGCGUCAGGACGCUGUUCAGCGUGCUCAACUACGAGCGGGAGCAGCGGCCCGGCCUGCUGGGCGCCUCCGUGCUGGGCCUGGGCGACGUCCACCGGGCCUGGCGGGCCUUUGUGCUACGCAUGCGGGCUGGGGCCCCCGCGCCCAGGCUGUACUUCGUCAAGGUGGACGUGACGGGGGCCUUCGACGCCAUACCCCAGGACAGGCUGGUGGCGGUGAUCGGGGGCAUCAUCGGGCACCCGGAGAGGACCUACUGCGUGCGCCGUUUCGCUGUGGUGCGCCGAGCUGCGCGUGGGCACGUGCACAAGUCCUUCAAGACGCACGUGUCCACCCUGGAGGACCUCCAGCCGUACAUGGGACAGUUUGUGGCGCACCUGCAGGAGACGAGAGCCCUGAGGGACGCUGUCAUCAUUGAGCAGAGCUCCUCUCUGAACGAGACCAGCAGUGACCUCUUCGACUUCUUCCUGCGCUUCAUGCACCACAGUGUCAUUCGCGUCGGGGGCAGGUCCUACGUGCAGUGCCGGGGCAUCCCGCAGGGCUCCAUGCUGUCCACGCUGCUCUGCAGCCUGUGCUACGGAGACAUGGAGAACAGGCUGUUCCCCGGCGUCCAGCAGGACGGGGUGCUCCUGCGCCUGGUCGACGACUUCCUGCUGGUUACGCCGCACCUGGCCCGGGCGAGAGCCUUCCUCAGGGCCCUGGUUAGAGGCGUCCCCGAGUACGGCUGCCGCAUCAACCUGGAGAAGACGGUCGUGAACUUCCCCGUGGGGGACGUGGCCCUGGGCGGCCCAGCCCCGCUCCAGCUGCCCGCCCACUGCCUGUUCCCCUGGUGCGGGCUGCUGUUCGACACGCGCACCCUGGAGGUCUCCUGUGACUACUCCAGCUUCGCAGGGACGUCCGUCAGGGCCAGCCUCACCUUCAACCCUGGGGUCCAGGCCGGGAGGGGCCUGCGUCGCAAGCUCUUGGCGGUCCUGCGGCUGAAGUGUCACGGGCUGUUUCUGGACCUGCAGGUGAACAGCCUCCAUACGGUCUACGUGAACCUGUACAAGAUCCUCCUGCUGCAGGCCUACAGGUUCCACGCGUGUGUGCUGCGGCUUCCGUCUAACCAGCAUGUUCGUAGGAACCCCUCCUUCUUCCUGCGGGUCAUCUCCGACACCGCGUCCUGCUGCUACUCCAUGCUGAGAGCCAAGAACCCAGGGAUGUCGCUGGGGGCCAAGGGCGCCUCGGGCCCGUUCCCUGCGGAAGCCGCGCGGUGGCUCUGCUAUUGCGCGUUCACACGCCGGCUGGGCCAGUACCGAGCCAGCUACAAGUGCCUGCUGCGGGCGCUCAGGACAGCCCAGGCGCAGCUGCAUGGGAAGCUGCCCGAGGCCACGAUGGCUGCCCUGGAGGCCGCGGCUGACCCGGCCCUGACCGCAGACUUCAAGACCAUCCUGGACUGA